Messenger RNA from Chanos chanos (milkfish), 1657 nucleotides. RefSeq names its product cathepsin C (gene ctsc). NCBI's taxonomy places the organism in Eukaryota, Metazoa, Chordata, Actinopteri, Gonorynchiformes, Chanidae. Gene Ontology annotation, biological process: proteolysis. The coding region runs from base 199 to 1569 and encodes 456 amino acids. Gene Ontology annotation, molecular function: cysteine-type peptidase activity. The record is from RefSeq and is a predicted model, not a curated record. The transcript has 7 exons.
ACACGAAAGGACAAGACAGAGGUUAAGACACUCUCUCACAGACAAUAGCAGACACAAGCAGAACUGAAUCCAAAGCAGCUGCAGCGAUAAGAAAAUACAGAGGAUUUUUUUUUUUUGCAUCUAAUGGAAAAUUAGCUUUGCUGAACAUAUAAAAUCGUGUGUUUCUCCGGUCGACCCCGUAUAUCUCAGCUUACCACGAUGAAAGCGAAAGCCUUAUUGGUUUGUUUGUUUUUUAUCUGGGUUGAGGACUCGUUUUGUGACACCCCUGCCAACUGCACUUACGAAGAUUUGCUGGGCACUUGGAUCUUCCAGGUGUCAAAUGUAGGACAGGAUCGGAGCAUUAACUGUUCGACCAUGGGCACUCCUGUAAGGUCGGUAACAGUCCAUUUGCAGAAGUUGUCGGUGGCAGUAGAUGAUGUGGGAAACACUGGUUUCUUCACGUUGAUUUACAAUCAAGGUUUUGAAGUCGUCCUGUCCGACUACAAGUGGUUCGGAUUUUUUAAAUAUUCCCAGGAGGGAUCAAAAGUGACCAGUUACUGCGACCAGACUUUACCAGGUUGGGUGCAUGAUGUACUGGGUAACAACUGGGCAUGUUUCACUGGCAAGAAAAUCCAAUCUGUUGUUCCGAGGACAAACCAGAAUCCCAACAUCUAUAAUCCACUUCUCCUGCAACAACCUUACAAGCACAACAUGGAUUUUAUAAACGCCAUAAACUCUGUUCAGAGCUCCUGGAGAGCCACACUUUACAGAGAGCAUGAAGCUUUUACCAUUCGCCAGCUUAUCCAGAGGGCAGGAGGCCCUGCCUCAAAGAUACCGCGGCGUGUCAGACCUGCCCCUGUCUCUGCAGAACUGGAAAAGAUGGUCGCAGGGCUUCCAGAGCACUGGGACUGGAGGAACAUUAAUGGAGUCAAUUACCUCAGUCCAGUCAGGAACCAGGCAUCUUGCGGGAGUUGUUACUCAUUUGCCACUAUGGGAAUGCUAGAAGCCCGGAUCCGAAUCCUGACCAACAACACGGAGCAGACCAUCCUCAGUCCCCAGCAUGUGGUGUCCUGCUCACAGUAUUCUCAAGGCUGUGAUGGUGGCUUCCCCUACCUCAUUGGCAAGUACAUCCAAGACUUUGGCAUUGUGGAUGAGAAGUGUUUCCCAUACUUGGGCAGGGAUUCUCCAUGCGAAGUUCCCAAGGACUGCAGUCGACACUUCACCUCUGACUAUCACUAUGUGGGUGGAUUUUAUGGGGGCUGCAAUGAAGCAGCCAUGAUGCUGGAGCUGGUGCGAGAUGGUCCGCUGGGUGUUGCGCUGGAAGUCUACCCCGAUUUCAUGAACUACAAGGAAGGAAUCUACCAUCACACGGGCCUACAAGACACCUACAACCCUUUUGAGCUGACCAACCACGCGGUGUUACUGGUGGGGUAUGGUCGCUGUCAUAAGACCGGGCAGAAGUACUGGAUUGUGAAGAACAGCUGGGGGACAGGCUGGGGCGAGGACGGGUUUUUCCGAAUCCGAAGAGGCUCAGAUGAGUGUGCGAUCGAGAGUAUCGCCGUGGCUGCCAAACCCAUCCCAAAGCUGUAGAGGCUCUCUCUCCCGCCGGCUCCCAUGCUCUGUAUGGUGGAAUGAUGCAGAUGAAUAUUUCAUUUAUUGAAUAAUUGCUGGGAAGGUU